Messenger RNA from Oryctolagus cuniculus (rabbit), 10743 nucleotides. NCBI's taxonomy places the organism in Eukaryota, Metazoa, Chordata, Mammalia, Lagomorpha, Leporidae. The record is from RefSeq and is a predicted model, not a curated record.
UGUACUGUGUUUCUAUGUUUUUUUUUUUUCCCUUUAAAAUUCUUGGCAAUCAAAUGUUAUCAUUUACCAGUCCAGUCUGUAUUGUGUUCUGAUUUUGUAUCUGGGAUUAAAUGAGACCAGAAAUGUAGCUUAGACACUGAGAAUGCAGAAACUAACAUGGCAGACUAGAAACAGACAAUUAAUUGAUAAAAGAGCUCUUAAUUUGACAAUUGCAAGUGUGAGAUAAUGACUUGCUAAUCAUAUAAUGUUCUCAAUAAUCAUAAUAGGUUUUAUUUUUGAAUCUGUUGUAAAUAUGCUUCCCUUGAGCGUUAUUUGGUUUUGAUUUGCAUUAAUGCAAUAAGUGAAUGAUUUAGAGGGGGUUUUGUUAAUAGUAGAUCAGAAUUUUUUGGGGGUUGUAAUUUAGGAGACAGGAAAGACAGCAAGCUCAGAGAGCUUUGUGGUUCAGUCCCCACAAAGCCCACAGUGGCAGGACCGAACCAAAACCAGGAGCGAGGAACCUGAUGCAGGUCUCCUAAAUGUAUGGCAGGGACCCAACUACUUGAGACAUCACCUGCUAGCAACCUGCUAGUGUCCGGGCACAGUUUACUGUUUACCAACAGCGUGCCGGCACCACCCACCGAGGGCUGCUGCAGCUCGGUGUUUGGUGCCUGGGCGUUCUCUCUCAGGCGGCGCCAUGCCAACGGUGCUGGGGUUUGAAGGCAGCGCCAACAAGAUUGGCGUGGGAGUGGUGCGGGAUGGCAAGGUGUUGGCCAACCCGCGGCGGACCUAUGUCAGGCCUCCGGGCACAGGAUUCCUUCCAGGUGACACUGCCAGGCACCACUGAGUUGUUAUCCUAGAUCUGCUACAGGAGGCGCUGACCAAGGCAGGAUUAACCUCCCAGGAUAUUGAGUGCGUUGCCUACACCAAGGGUCCUGGCAUGGGUGCUCCACUGGUUUCUGUGGCUGUCGUGGCUCGUACUGUGGCCCAGCUGUGGAAUAAGCCAUUGCUAGGCGUGAACCACUGUAAAGGCCACAUUGAGAUGGGCCGUCUCAUCACUGGAGCCACCAGCCCAACUGUGCUGUAUGUCAGCGGGGGAAACACACAGGUGAUUGCGUACUCAGAACAUCUUUACCGCAUCUUUGGGGAGACCAUCGAUAUUGCUGUGGGUAACUGUCUGGAUCGUUUUGCCCGAGUGCUCAAGAUUUCUAAUGACCCAAGUCCUGGCUACAACAUUGAACAGAUGGCAAAGAGAGGCAAGAAACUGGUCGAGCUGCCCUACACUGUAAAGGGGAUGGAUGUCUCAUUCUCAGGGAUUCUGUCUUUUAUUGAGGAUGCAGCUCAGCGGCUGCUGACCACAGGCGAGUGUACUCCUGAGGAUCUGUGUUUCUCCUUGCAGGAAACCAUGUUUGCAAUGCUGGUAGAGAUCACGGAGCGAGCUAUGGCGCACUGUGGCUCCCAGGAGGCCAUCAUUGUGGGAGGUGUGGGGUGUAACAUGAGGCUACAGGAGAUGAUGGAGAUAAUGUGCCAGGAACGCGGAGCUAAGCUUUUUGCCACAGAUGAGAGAUUCUGCAUUGAUAAUGGAGCCAUGAUAGCCCAGGCCGGCUGGCAGAUGUUCCAGGCCGGACACAGAACCCCACUCCGUGAUUCUGGGAUUACACAGAGGUAUUGGACAGAUGAAGUAGAAGUGACCUGGAGGGACUACAAGAUGAACAGGAUCAGAGUAGAUAGUUUCCUAAGGGGAACCCACAGGAACCUGGGCCUUACUCUCCCUGACAUGGGAGUCAUGGCAAGGCUAUGGACUCCUGUCCCUCUGGCAAAGUUGGGGCCUGCAAGCAUGGUUGGGAGCCCCUGUGGAACCUUAGGAUGGCUCACAAUAAAGAAUUUUUGAUUAAAAAAAAAAAAUUCCAGCGACAGGAAGCUGGAAUUGGAAGCAAAGCCAGGACUGGAACCCAGGCACUCCAACAUGGGGUGUGAGUGCCUUGGCUGCUGGUGCUUAGCUGUGGGUGCAUUAUGCUGAACACCCAUCACUAGAUCAGAAUCUUUAUCUAGGUUUCAUAGUAAGUACUUUGAGUUGGGAUAAUAGGGUAGCCUGGGAUUAUGACUGAUAUGUACCUCACUUUUCUGGACUUGAAGUUCCUCAUUUUCAAAAUGAAGGGCGUGGACUGGAAGACUUUCAAAUUUCCUUUGAAUUAUGCAAAUUAUUUUUAGGUUUCUUGUUAGCUUAAUCCUCUAUGAGGCAGGAACUAUUUCUGUUUUAUUCAGAGUAUCCAGCACAUGAUAUAUAAAUAUUUAAAUGGAAUAGUAUCAUUUCAGUUAUCUCAGUAAUUGGCUCAUUUUUGCAGAAUAGUUUCCAAAUGGCUUAAAUUAUUUGAUAAUUAUCUUGUAGUUAGUUUUAAAUUCAUUCUGAUUGCUGUAAAAUUUCAAAAUCUGUUUUUUAAAGGUCAUUCAUUGAGCAAGCAUUAAUUGCGCACUUAGUAGAUGCAGAACACUGUAGUAUUAUGAAGAUAGUAAUGGACAUCUAUUGAAUACGUACUAAUAUCAUUUUAUAUUUUAAGAAGUUUAUGUCUAAUAACUACCUUUGAUCUCCCAGUCAACCCUAUGGGUAGACACUAUUCUCUAUGUUUCUAUGAGCCAGAAACCAAGGUUCAGAGAGAUGAAGUAAUAAAAUGGCUAAGAUUUGAAGCUCUGCAGUCUGGCCUCAGAGCUCUUCAUUCGCUAGGUUUCUUUGAGAAAAAUGAACUCUUGAGGCUGGCGCUGUGGUACAGUAGGUUAAUCCUCCACCUGCGCUGGGAUCCCAUAUGGGACAUUUUAGUCUUGGCUGCUCCUCUUCCAAUCCAGCUCUCUGCUGUGCCCUGGGAAAGCAGUAGAAGAUCACCCAAGUCCUUGGACCUCUGCACCCACGUGGGAGACCUGGAGGAAGCUCCUUGGCCCCUGGCUUUGGAUCGGUCCAACUCUGACCAUUGCGGCCAUUUGGGGAGUGAACCUGCCAAAGAAAAUACAAAGUUGUAGUUAGUGCCCUUACCUUAUAUCUGUUAAAUACAAAUGUAGCAUCAGUAAUUAGGGAGGGGAAACAUCUUUGUUAAUGGCUUUUAUCCACUUUAUAAAAACUUUUAUUAUUAUAGAAUUAUUUAUCCAGCAAUUGUAAGUUCUAUUUUGUUUUUCUGUUCUUCAGAGUUACUAGUGCUUUCUUUAUUUUCAGAGAAUAACCAGGUAGCUUAGCUAGUGUAUCAUGUUUUUUCUUGGUACUUUGAUACUUUUUUCUUGAUAUUUUGACUCAUUCUUAGUAUGUGGUUUUCUCAUUCCCAUCUCUUCUUUCUCAUUUUUUGAUUAGUGAAAUUCAUGCUUUGCAUUUGAUGGUCUCCUAUUUGCUGACUCUCAAAAGAAGUGAAAAAAUUAAAUUUUUAAAAUAUUUUAAAGGGAGGGAGGGAGAAACAGUGAUCUUUCAUAUGCUGGUUCAUUCCCCAAAUGCCUUCAUUGCCUGGGGUUAGGUAAGUAAGAAGCCAGGAGCCCACAUCUCAAAAGGAGUCUCCCACAUCGGGGCAAUGACACAAGUACUUGAACUAUCAUCUACCACCUCCCUUGGUGCACAUUAGCAGGACGCUGGAAUAUAAAGCAAAGUUUAGAAGCUAGGCACUCUGAUGUGAAAAAUGGGCAUCGUAAGUGACUUCCUUACUAUUGCGCACCAUUUUUUAAAGCAACUUUUCCCCAAUGAACUUUUUUUAAGAUUUAUUUAUUUGAAAGACAGAGUUACAGAGAGAGGUAGAGACAGAGAGAGAGAGGUCUUCCAACCACUGGUUCACUCCCCAGGUGGCUGCAACAAACAGAGCUGUGCUGAUCCGAAGCCAGGAGCUUCUUCUGGGUCUCCCAUGUGGGUGCAGGAACCCAAGGACUUGGGCCAUCUUCUGCUGCUUUUCCAGGCCAUAGCAGAGAGCUGGAUCAGAAGAGGAGCAGCUGGGACUAGAACUGGUGCCCAUAUGGGAUGCCGGCGCUUCAGGCCAGGGCUUUAACCCGCUGUGCCACAGCACCGGCCCCAUGAACUUUUCUUUAGGUACUUAAAGAUUAGUGCCAAUAUUUAACAGUUACGACUUGAUGCCACAGUUGUAGAUCUAGUCAUGUUAAAGAUAUGCCACUUGGCUCUAAUCUAUUCUACUUUUAUUAGGUAGAGUAAGUGUGUGAAUUCACAUUGUUUUCUAUGAUGAUUUGUACUGUAUCCUAGCUUUUAUACUGUGCAUUUUAUUCCUUUUUUUUUUUUACGAUUUUAUUUAUUUAUUUAAAAGAGUUACACAGAGAAAGAAGGAGAGGCAGAGAGAGAGAGAGAGAGAGAGGGAGAGAGGUCUUUCAUCUGCUGGUUCAGUCCCCAGUUGGCCGUAACGGCCAGAGCUGUGCAGAUUCAAAGCCAGGAGCCAGGAACUUCUUCCGGGUCUCCCACAGGGUAUAGGGGCCCAAGGUCUUGAGCCAUCUUCUACUGCUUUCCCAGGCCAGAGGCUGGAUCCUGAGUGGAGCAGCUGUGACAUGAACUGGCUGCCCAUUUGGGAUGCUGACACUGCAGGCAGAGGCUUUUACCCACUACGCCACAGCUCUGGCCCUGCAUUUUAUUCUUAAAUGAGUAUCUGUGCAUUGCCUAUAAGUUUCUGCAUUUCCUCCUUAAAUAUUUUAAAGCUGCUGCACUCAUUAUGAACUUGGUUGCAAUGUAUGAUUAUGUGGAAACUGUGUGUAUCAUCAGUGAUUGCCAGUAUUUUUCUGAAGAACAGAAGGUAGCCAGGCUGUUCUGUGAGCAGCCAGUCAACGCUGCUUUCUUUUUGUCUUAGUUACCAUCUUAGCUUAUUAUUACCUUUAUUAUAUCCUCUCUGUCUUAUCAUGGCUGGUGUAUAUUAUAAUGCCUGAGAUGUUUCUCUUAACUUUUCUUCAACAUACAGCAUUACUAAUAAUUUUAGCUAGAAGAUUUUCUUCUUUUUUUUUGUGAAAUAAUUUUUUAGCUAAACAAGGACCUUAAAACAUAGCUAAAGGCUCUCUAAAAAAAUUUUCUGUAGUUGGCCAGUAGAAAGUGUUAUACAGAAAGUCUGCCAAUCAAAAAUAAAACAUACAAACUGACACUAGUGUGAACAAUUAUUCUUUAUUUUAUACAACAUAUAAACUUUUUUUAAAAUUGGUAGUAAAGACCAGGCAUCACAACAGUUAGUGUUUGAGUGUAUUUCAUAACUUUUUCCCAUUCUCUAAUGAUUAAUCUCUUUAUGUGUUUGACAAGUGUCUAAGUUGAACUCUACUUUUGCCUCAUUCCUAUUUUCUAAUUAUGUUCAUCUUAGAACUUUGUAUUCUUCGUUGAGCCUUAACUGUAUUUACUUACUCAUUAAGCCCAUAGUACAUGCCUGACAAUUGUAGGUGCUGGAGAGUAACAAGCAGAACAGAAGAGAUUGCUUUACAGCUUUCAGUCGGUGAAGGCCAGACCAAUAGUCAGUCAAUAAAUAUAACAAGGUAGAAAUUUUGAGGUUGUUGAGAUCUGGAUGAGGAGCCUAUCAGGUGAGGAGCCACAGGGAGACCAUCUAGAGAGAAACAAGCAGAAAAUGCAGAGACUCUCAGACAGGGAUAAAGUUGCUUUAUUUGGCUGAAGUGUGAUAAUGAGGGUUUUGUUUUGGUAAAAGCUAGAUCCAGAGAGUGACAGGGGUUAGAUGGUGUAUCACUUUUGGGUUAUGUAAAUGAGUUUCUCCUUCUGCAAUGGGAAGUUAAUACAAAUAAAAAUAAUGAUAAUUUGGACUAAAGUAGAGCUGGUUGAGAGGAAUGAUUAAGAAUGGCAUAUUUUUGGAGGGAGAACUGUUUAGAUGUACUAAGAGGUGGUGAGUGAAAAUGAAACUUAGAGCACUGAUGCAUGGGGUUGUAUACACCUGAGAAAAAUAGGGAAGUGCAGAGGACUAAUGACAUGUAUGCACGUAGGCAAGUGGAGAAGUCGAGAUGGAGCUGAAGUCUCCAAGGAGAGCUUAGUACUGGAGAGAAUACUUGAAGGUCAAAAUGGAUGAUAUUUGGAGUAAUGGACUGAUCAGUAGCUGGAGAGACUGAGCAUUUAGGAAAAAUUUGACAAUGGAUUACGGACUGAAGUGCUCCAUUAUGUAGAGGCCAACUAAAGGGGAGAAGCUGUAAACUGAGAGAUAGGAAGGAAAACUGAAGAGAAAUUCAGAAGAAGAGUAUGUUUCAGGAAGAGAGAAUGAUAGCUCUUUUUGAUUGAUGUUAAGAGGUGAAGUUAGAGGACAAGAAAAGAGAGCCUUGGCUUUGGCCAUUGGUGGGUAUGAAGAGUAAUUUCAUUGGGGCAGUAGAGUAGUCAGAUUGGAGUGGGUUAAAUGUUAAAGAGAGAUGAGAGAGUAGUGGUAGAGAAUGCUGACAACUUUUCAGGAAGUUUUGUCCUCUAGGGGAUUAAGAAGUGGUGUUUAUGGGGAUAUUUUUUAUGUGUGCUUAUGCGUGAGGUUACUAGAGUUUGCAUACUUUAGAAUUCAAUAGAGUAGAGAAAUUUUUGAGUGAGGAGAAAAAUACCAUUGCAGGUGUAAUGUCCUUGAGAAGGCAAAGGAGUUUGAUUUCUAAAAGUGAAAGAACUGGAACAUAAAUAGGAGUAUGGGCACUUUGGAGGAAGGAAGACUUAGGAUACAGAUUGAGCUGGGUUUCAAAUUUAGUAGGGAGUUGAGUGAGCCUCUGUGUUUUGGCUUCAAAUUAUUUUAGAGUAUCUAAGCCAGUGUUUCUCAAUCACUGACAUCUUACAAUGAAUAAUUCUUGGUUAGAGGGGACUGUCCUAUGCAUUGUAGGUGUUCAACAACAUCUUUGGCCUCUAUUUGCUAGAUUCUUGCAGCACUCUGCCUACUCCCCAUUCCCUGACCAAUUCUCUAGACAUUGCCAGAUGUCCCACGGGAAACAAAUUGGCUACUGAAUAACAGUCAUUGAUCUAAGGUGAGAUUAUCAGGUAAAAGUGAGGAGAGUCAUGUUGGAGCUUAUGUUCCACAGAGGGUCUUAAAAACUCAUCAAUCUUGGCUGGCGCUGCGGCUCACUAGGCUAAUCCUCCGCCUUGCGGCGCCAGCACACCGGGUUCUAGUCCCGGUCAGGGCUCCGGAUUCUGUCCCGGUUGCCCCUCUUCCAGGCCAGCUCUCUGCUGUGGCCAGGGAGUGCAGUGGACGAUGGCCCAAGUCCUUGGGCCCUGCACCCCAUGGGAGACCAGGAGAAGCACCUGGCUCCUGCCAUCGGAUCAGCGCGGUGUGCCGGCCGCAGCACGCCGGCCGCGGCAGCCAUUGGAGGGUGAACCAACGGCAAAGGAAGACCUUUCUCUCUGUCUCUCUCUCUCUCACUGUCCACUCUGCCUGUCAAAAAAAAAAAAAAAAAAAAAAAACAUCAAUCUUGAAGAAUGAGAAAGGGAAAUUACACAUGUGACCCACUAUAUCUUUGUUCAGUGGAAUGCAUAUCUUUUCCCUUUCUUGUGAAAUAUGCUUUAUUUAAUACCUUUUUAAAAUAGUCUUUCUCAUAUUCCUUUGUGUUUUGAAUGACUGAAGUUCCUUUUAGUUUCUGGGGUGGAAGAUGAUAGUUUAUAAAACAUACCAAGGGCAUACAUAGUACUUCUCAAAAUGUAGAAUAAGAAAAGUUUCAUAAAAUAAGCUCUCUUGACAUGACAUCAGAUAUUUUGGAGGGAAUAGAAUGUAUAAAAGUCCAAAAUACUAAUAGUACUUGAAUGAUGUACAUUUUACACAUAUUUGUAGCUUUAAAAUUGUAGCAGUUAUAUUUUCUUAUUACCAUAAGAACUGGUUAGACAAAAAAAAUCUUGUUGAAUAAAAGAUGUUACAUUUCAGUGAUUCUUGAGACUUAAAUGAUCUCGGAUUAAGAAAAAAAAGAUUUUACUGCAAUCUAGGUUUUUCUUUUUUUAAGGUUUAUUUACUUAUUUGAAAGUCAGAGUUACAGAGAGAGAGAGAGGGAGAGAGAGCUCUUCCAAACUCUGGUUCACUCCCCAAAUGCUCACAACAGCCAGGACUAAGCCAGACUAAAGCCAGGAGCCAGGAGCUUCUUCUGGGUCUCCCAGGAGGAUGCAGGGGACCUGGGCCAUCCUCUUUGUUUUCCCGGACACAUUAGCAGGGAGCUAGAGUGGAGGUGGAGCAGUCUGGACUUGAAUCAGCUCCCAUAUGUGAUGCCAGCGUUGCAGGCGGUGGCUUAACCAGUCAUGCCACAAUACUGGCCCCAGAUUUCUGUCUUUAAUUUUGUUUACCAAGAUUGGGCUCUUAUCUGAUUUUAAAGUUUAACACUUAAGAAAAAAAUUGAGAUGCAAAAAUAGAGGUACACACACACACACACACACAUACACACUCACAGAGAGAUAGCUUCCAUCUUCUGGUUCACUCCCCAAAUGCCUACAAGAGUUGGAGCUGGACGAAAGUGAAGCUAGGAACCCAGAACUCAAUCCUAGUCUCCCACAUGAGUGGCAGGGACCCAAAUACUUGAGCCAUCAUCUGUUGCCUCCAGGGUGCGCAUUUAACAGGAAACUGGAAUCAGAAACUGAGCCAGGACUUGAGCCCAGGCAGGUUUAAGUUUUCUAAAAGAUGAAUUGGUUAAUUUGCAAGGCAGAGCAAUAGAGAGAGGGGAGACAGAGAUCUCCCAUCUGCUGGUUCACUCAAAAAGUGGCUGCAGCAGCCAGGGCUGGGCCAGGCUGAAGCCAGGAGCCAGGAACUCCAUCCUGGUCCCCAACAUGAGUGGAAGAGACCUAAGUACUUGGAACAUUUUCUGAAGCCUUCCCAUUUACAUUAGCAUAAGCUGGACCAGGAGUACAGUUGCAGGGACUCUAACCAACACUCCAAUAUGGGAUGCUGGUGUCACAAACCGCAGCUUAACCAGCUGUGCCACAGUGUUGGCCCUCGUCUCAUUUUUAAUGUCUGCAAUGUAUUCUAUGUUGAGUGUAUAGCAAUACACUUUAACAUUUCUGCUCUGGAAAUUGAGAUUAUCACCGAUUCCUUGUUUGUUUUUUCUUUUUAGAGAUAUUCUAAACAACAUUCUCGUGAAUACUGUUUGGCAAAAGGCUCUUCAGAAAACCAAAUAAAUAUUACUUGAUUCAGGUUUGAAUUUACUGAGAUAAGGUCAGCAAAUGUGUAGGUUCUUUUAUAAUUCAACAUUAUGAACAGAUAAGCUCUCUCAAAGUGCAGCGGCCUUAGCACAGGUGCCUCAACUUCAUCUUCUUUCUUAUAGGGUCAGCAGAAGGGUGGUCUUGCAGGUAGACAAACGCUGUGGACUUGGAUGUCAAGUAAUUGCAGCUGAGGAGAUACAGGCUAUUCAUGGAGUGCUAGAAUAGUCUGGUUGCUAAACACCUGGGGAUACUUUGGCUUCCUUGGUCUCAUGAGUAAUUGAAAUUGCGAGUAUCUUUUCCAACGUGGGAAAGGGAGACCACAUUUGGACUCUCUUAGUGGGAGCAGCCCAGGAAGAAUCCUGAGGUCAUUUGUUGGACAAUAUUGCUUGGCUUUAAAAAAAUGUAUCUUUAGGGGCAGGCAUUUGGCUUGGAGCAGGGGAUGGGAAAUCUUUUUUUAUGCAAAGGACCAUUUGGAUAUUUAUAACAUUAUUUAUUCAUGGGCUAUAAAAAGUUACCAGCUUAAAAAUUAGCCUGCUAUAGAUUUUUUGAAUUUCGAGUCCCAGAGGCGAUUGCCUUGACAGGGUCAGACCCAGUGAUUACAUGGGCCUUAUGUACCCGUGGGCCAGACAUUCCCCACUGUUGGCCUAGUGGUUAAAAUCCUACUGGGAUGUCCAUGUCCCAUUUUAGAGUGUCUGGGUUUUAGUACCUGCUCUGCCUCCAAUUCCAGCUUCUGAUAAUGUGUACCCUGGGAGGGAACAGGUGAUGGCUUAAGCAUUUGGGUUCUUCCCACCCAUGUGGGAGACUUGAAUUGAGUUCUUGGCUCCUGGGUUCAGCCCUGACCAAGCCUGGCUAUUGUCAUUUGGGGAUGCAGCAGUGGAUCAGAGGAACUCUUUCUAUUUGCCUGUCUCUGUCUCUCUGCCUUUCAAAUAAAUAAGUAAGUAAAGAAAUAUUGUUCAAGCCGGCACCGUGGCUCAAUAGGCUAAUCCUCCACCUUGCAGCGCCGGCACACCGGGUUCUAGUCCCGGUUGGGGCGCCGGAUUCUGUCCCGGUUGCCCCUCUUCCAGGCCAGCUCUCUGCUAUGGCCAGGGAGUGCAGCGGAGGAUGGCCCAGGUGCUUGGGCCCUGCACCCCAUGGGAGACCAGGAAAAAGCACCUGGAUCCUGGCUCCUGCCAUCGGAUCAGCGCGGUGCGCCGGCUGCAGCGGCGGCCAUUGGAGGGUGAACCAACGGCAAGGGAAGACCUUUCUCUCUGUCUCUCUCUCUCACUGUCCACUCUGCCUAUCAAAAAAAAAAAAAUAAAUAAAUAAAUAUAAUAGGGAUGCAAUUUGGAAGGUAGCAUACAAGAAAAUGAAAUAUGCUAAGGCUCUUUUUUGUUGUUUUUAGUGAUAUUUAUUAGCUCUGAAUGAUAGAAAAAUAUUUUUGAACAUUUUUGUUAAUCAUGUAAAGGUAACCACAAAAAAGUAGAAACAUAAUUUAUUUGUAAAAUAGCAGAGGAACAAUAGAAUUAAGAAAAAUUGAUCAGUCCAACAGAAGGUGGGCAGGGAGAUCACAACCUAGAAAACACGUUAAGAAAGAAAAUAAUAAUUCCAAACAUCCAAAAUAACGAUAAAUGGAAAUGCCUAAAAUUCAAUGGUUAAAAAUUAAAAAUUUUCAUAUUGAUUAAAAAAAUCUAAUUCCAGUAAUUUUUAUAAGA